Colletotrichum truncatum is the source of this 582-nucleotide messenger RNA. RefSeq lists its product as uncharacterized. NCBI's taxonomy places the organism in Eukaryota, Fungi, Ascomycota, Sordariomycetes, Glomerellales, Glomerellaceae. The record is from RefSeq and is a predicted model, not a curated record.
AUGCAGACAGACCAUAAAGACUCAAGUAUAAAGUCAGCCUUCAUCUCGCCUGGCCAGGACAGUCUUAUCUACCCCUUUAUCAAGUCAAGACAAGAAGACCCGUCGACUACAACCAAGAUGCGCGUUUCCUGCUUCCUCACUCUUCUCUCCACCGCCUUCGUGGCCGCCGCUCCUGGCACUGUUCCCGCUGCCGACGCCGAGUCAUAUAUCAUUACGGGCCCGCUCCCUUAUGAGGAACUUAAGGCCGAGGUCGCCAAUCUCAAGAACACCGACGAGUCCAACGCCGCAAGAAGUCUCGACAAGCGCAUCUGCUUGGGCGUCUACCUGUGUGACGGCACCAAUUUCACGGGCGAAUGUUACUACGCCUGCUAUCCCGUUGGCAAAGGCAUCUAUCCCGACUCGUACUGGGUUAGCCGUAUUACUUCUGUUGGACCGGACCAGGGAGGCCAAUGUGACUUCUAUGCCGCCGGCGCCAACAGUGAUCCCACAAAAGGCCGUCACCAGAUCUUCCGCUACCCUGGCGGCAAUCUUGCUUCAGGCAUUGACAACAACAUGGGCUGCUUCUAUUGCAACCCCGUCUAA